Penicillium hordei is the source of this 3351-nucleotide messenger RNA. Its product is annotated as endopeptidase La. Bases 1 to 3351 code for a protein of 1116 amino acids. Gene Ontology annotation, biological process: chaperone-mediated protein complex assembly; protein quality control for misfolded or incompletely synthesized proteins; protein catabolic process. Gene Ontology annotation, cellular component: mitochondrial matrix. The transcript has 3 exons. NCBI's taxonomy places the organism in Eukaryota, Fungi, Ascomycota, Eurotiomycetes, Eurotiales, Aspergillaceae. The record is from RefSeq and is a predicted model, not a curated record. Gene Ontology annotation, molecular function: serine-type endopeptidase activity; ATP hydrolysis activity; ATP-dependent peptidase activity.
AUGCUCCGCGGCCAAACCCUCCCCUGGAGAGCUGUACUCCAUCAAACGCCACGACCUCUCCUCCUCCGGCCGUUUCUUGCUUCACCGAGAUAUAAUGCAACCUUUCGAUCAACACUAAGUUCGACCCGCCUUGGUGACUCUCUUCCCUCGUCCUGCCGCGCCUUCUCUGCGAGCUCCAUUCGGCGGAGGGAGAAACCCCCGCCAGAGGACUCUAAAGACGGAUCGGAAGAGAAGGAAGAGCACGAAACUAGUCAGAAUGAUAAGCAAACGGAACGGGCUCCUGAAUCGCGGAGGAAGGGAGCAGACUCAGGAAAGCAUGUCUCUUCCGCAGAUCAGUUAGCUCCUGCGCGGAGAAAAGACCGGUCAUCCGAUAAAGAGCGCGGAGUGGAAGAGGAAGUAAAGAAAGAAGCCAACGCAUCAGAUGGCAAGGGGAACUCGAACGAUACUCCUUCGCCCAUCCCACCAAGUGAUGGCCCGGCCGACUCCAAACCCAGCGGUGCAAGCAGCGGUGGUAAUAGCGGCAAUGACGAUAGUGGGAAGAAGGGCAAGAAGGCCUCUGGGGAAAAGGCUUUGCAAAAGCCGGCAGUUCCGGACGUUUACCCACAGGUAAUGGCAAUUCCCAUCGCGAAACGCCCUUUGUUCCCCGGUUUUUACAAAGCGAUUACUAUUCGCGAUCCGAAUGUCGCUGUUGCGAUCCAGGAUAUGAUGAAACGGGGUCAGCCAUAUGUCGGAGCGUUUUUGUUCAAGGAUGACAACGCCGAUGGCGACGUGAUUGAGAAAUUGGACGAUGUUUACGACACUGGAGUUUUCGCUCAAAUUACCGCCGCAUACCCUCUCCGUGGGGAGGCUAGCGGCGUGACAGCGGUUCUCUACCCCCACCGACGUAUCAAGAUCUCAUCACUACUUCCCCCUGGAGAGAACACCAAGGCCGCUACACCUCCACCCGCACCUACGUCAGAAGACAAGACGACUGAAAAGCGAGGUGAUGUAGUGGCCAGCUUUGAAGAAAACGCACCCGAGCCAGCUCCCAAAGACCAUUACGAACCGACAUCCUUCCUGAAGAAACACCCUGUCAGCCUUGUGAACGUGGAAAACUUGGCCGAAGAGCCAUUCGACAAGAAAAACCCGGUUAUCCGCGCGGUAACCAGUGAAAUUGUUAAUGUGUGCAAAGAGAUCGCCACCUUGAACCCUUUGUUCCGCGAUCAAAUCUCGGCAUUUUACACAGAUCAAUUCCCAGGAAACCUCAGUGACGAACCAGCCAAAUUGGCUGAUUUUGCUGCCGCUGUAUCUGCCGGUGAGCUCCACGAGAUGCAAGAAGUUCUUGAGACAAUGAACAUCGAGGAGCGUCUCCCUAAGGCACUUGUCGUUUUGAAGAAGGAAUUGAUGAAUGCCCAACUGCAAUCCAAGAUCACCAAAGAUGUCGAGGCCAAGAUCCAGAAACGCCAGCGCGAAUACUGGCUGAUGGAGCAAAUGAAGGGUAUUAAGAGAGAACUUGGCAUCGAGUCUGACGGGAAAGACAAGCUUGUCGAGAAGUUCAAGGAGAAGGCUGAAAAGCUUGCCAUGCCUGAGGUUGUCAAGAAGGUCUUCGAUGAGGAGAUCAACAAGCUAGCACACCUUGAACCUGCUGCAUCCGAGUUCAAUGUCACUCGUAACUACCUGGACUGGCUAACCCAAAUCCCCUGGGGCCAGAAGAGCGUGGAAAACUUUGGCGUCAAGAACGCAGUCAGUGUCCUCGAUGAGGAUCAUUACGGGCUGAAGGAUGUCAAGGAUCGUAUUCUUGAGUUCAUCGCUGUGGGCAAGCUUCGUGGAACUGUCGAAGGAAAGAUUCUUUGCCUUGUCGGUCCGCCCGGUGUUGGAAAGACUAGUAUCGGCAAAUCGAUUGCUCGUGCUCUGAAUAGACAAUACUACCGGUUCUCGGUUGGUGGUUUGACCGACGUGGCAGAGAUCAAGGGUCACCGACGAACCUACGUUGGUGCUCUCCCGGGGCGCAUUAUCCAAGCCCUCAAGAAGUGUCAAACUGAAAACCCUCUAAUCUUGAUUGACGAGGUUGACAAAAUCGGGCGUGGCCACCAGGGCGAUCCGUCCUCUGCUUUGCUUGAACUCCUCGAUCCCGAACAAAACAACUCGUUCUUAGACCACUAUAUGGAUGUUCCUGUGGAUCUUUCCAAGGUCCUUUUCGUCUGUACCGCCAACGUGACCGAUACUAUCCCUCGGCCACUGUUAGAUCGUAUGGAACUCAUCGAAUUGUCCGGCUACGUGGCAGAUGAGAAGAUGGCGAUUGCUGAGAGAUACCUCGCCCCCGCCGCUCGGGAGCUGACUGGCCUGAAGGAUGUGGAUGUGAACCUGGAACGGGAUGCCAUCGAGGAGUUGAUCAAGUCGUACUGCCGUGAGAGCGGUGUCCGUAACUUGAAGAAGCAAAUCGAAAAGGUCUACCGGAAGGCAGCAUUCAAGAUUGUCCAAGACCUAGGCGAGGAUGUGAUGUCCGAAGAGGCGGCUCUGACCGAAGCGGGCAAGGCUGCUCAAGAAGAGUCCAAGGAGCAUGAGCCAGCAGAUCCUACGCAAAUACCGAUUGAGCCAGAGAAGGCAACCACAGAGGUUCCUCGAGUGGCCCUCAAGGUUCCCGACAGUGUGCAUCUUAGCAUCGGCAAGGGAACCUUGAAGGAUUACGUUGGACCUCCUGUUUUCACCGCCGACCGCCUGUACGACCAAUUCCCUCCCGGUGUCACCAUGGGUCUUGCAUGGACCAGCAUGGGUGGAGCUGCUCUGUACGUUGAAUGUAUUCUGGAGAAUGCAUUGAGUCACAACUCGCGCCCAGGGCUCGAAAUCACCGGCAACCUACAAAAUGUCAUGAAGGAGUCCACUCACAUUGCGUAUUCCUUCGCCAAGUCGGUUAUGGCGCGGCAAUUCCCUGAGAAUCAAUUCUUCGAAAAAGCGAAGGUUCACUUGCACUGCCCUGAAGGCGCUGUUCCAAAGGAUGGACCCUCUGCCGGUAUCACUAUGGCUAGCGCCUUGUUAUCUUUGGCUCUCAACCACUCUCUUGAGCCAACCGUUGCCAUGACCGGAGAGUUGACUGUGACUGGUAAGGUUCUGCGCAUUGGAGGCUUGAGAGAGAAGACUGUGGCUGCUCGUCGGGCUGGUGCCACAAAGAUCCUUUUCCCUGCAGACAACACAUCUGACUGGCUUGAGCUCCCUGAGAACAUCAAGGAGGGUAUCGAAGGCCACCCGGUGAACUGGUAUUCUGAAGUGUUUGACCUUCUUUUCCCCAGUCUCGACCAGGAGGCUGCCCGCACCAUCUGGCAAAAGGCAUUGGCCAAGCCCAAGAAGGGUAGCGAGGAGGCUAAUGAAGAGUAG